Messenger RNA from Apodemus sylvaticus (European woodmouse), 853 nucleotides. Its product is annotated as inositol monophosphatase 1-like. Gene Ontology annotation, biological process: inositol metabolic process; signal transduction. The transcript is spliced from 4 exons. Gene Ontology annotation, molecular function: inositol monophosphate 1-phosphatase activity. The record is from RefSeq and is a predicted model, not a curated record. NCBI's taxonomy places the organism in Eukaryota, Metazoa, Chordata, Mammalia, Rodentia, Muridae. The coding region runs from base 448 to 765 and encodes 105 amino acids.
UUGACCUCAUCUGUUCCCCAGCACCCCCACAAUAUGAUAUGGUACAGCUACAACCCAAAAUGUGGACCCUUGGGAGACUACUUGAUAGAACCUCGUUUGCAUUGAUAAUACCUCUGUUAAGGUGGGUAUAAUAUCUCAUGCCUGUGAUCACAGUACUUGGAAAACACAGGCAGAGGAUCCGGAGUUCAGGGUCAUCCUUCGCUUUAAGACUAGCCUGGACUGUGAGACAUUGACUCAAAACAGCACCAAUAACAAAACGUUUUUACUACGAGCUGAACUAUGUAAUAUUUCAAAAUGAUGUUUACUGGGACUAUUUGUGGAGGAAAAUUGAACUAUAAACCAGGGAAGGGGUAAAUCAAAGUGUUGCUAAUUGAGAUGCUUGUGUAAGUGAGUGCCUGCACAGUUUGUAACUGUUUUGUGCUGACCUGUGUUGACUAUGUUUAGAUAAUGGGAGACCCUUGGCAGGAGUGCAUGGAUUAUGCAGUGGUCCUCGCAAGACAAGCUGGAGAGAUGAUUCGUGAAGCUCUGAAAACUGAGAUGAACGUCAUGAUUGAAAGUUCUCCCGCCGACUUGGUGACCGUUACUGACCAAAAAGUUGAGAAAAUGCUCAUGUCGUCUAUAAAGGAAAAGUACCCAUAUCACGGUUUCAUUGGUGAAGAAUCUGUGGCAGCUGGGGAAAAGACAGUCUUGACAGAGCAGCCCACGUGGAUCAUUGACCCUAUUGAUGGAACGACUAACUUUGUGCAUCGGAGUUUCUUCAAAUGAUUAAAGGCAGUCUAUUGACCUCUCAGCUGUAUGAGCACUGGCUUUCCAUACCCGAAAUGGUCAGCAAUGAAGAAAAACUAUCAACAGC